AUGUUUCUCCGUGAUGAUGCGGAGGUGCGCACCUUGAAAACCGGAUCGGGAGCUUGGCGGCACAGUUCAGUGGAGGAGGCAAUCGUUUGGUACCACGACGUGGCGCCACGACUGCACCGUCACAUUUGCUAUCGCUAUGGACUGGCACAGAUUGAUCUAGUUCCGGCAUUCCGCGCUUUAAGUGCGGACAAGCGGCAGGAAUGGUUUCGCGAUGACUGUCAUCAUUCAGAUGUUGGUGGGGAAGCCUUGGGCAACUUGCUGGCCAAGUUGCUUUUGUGGGCAGUUCGCCAGCCCGAGUUGGAGAUGGGGAAGCCGCCGAGAGUUCCCGCAGCCUUGGAUGCCGGCUGCUGGUGCAACGGUAAAACAAUGCGGGUCCUUCGCGGAUGGUUGGGCCCAGAAUCUCGGGUAUCAAUCCGGAAAGACAAGGACGUGCUACACCUUGGAGAGCAAGCGGACUGGUUUCUUCUCUACGCCGGGGGUAAGGCGACCAUUCCGUUCAAAGGUCGUGCUUGUGGUCUGAUGACCCUGCUUGGACCAGACGCACCAUCUUUGCACGUUAGCGUGGAUGGCGGAGCACUCCGACGGCUUGAUCUCUUGGACCACUGGCGCCAUGACGUUCAUGCCUGCUGUCAGCUUGCCUCAGCUUGCCAAACUUGCACCAGGUGCUUCUACUGGCGUGAUGCCAUAGUCCUGCUAUGCGAUGACCUGGCUGAUACAACCCAUACUCUUGAGCUGCAGGUGGAGGAAGAACGAACGGACAUGUCCAUUCUCAAGCGCGCACCAUGCUCUGACCUGUGGGAUAGGCCGGAUAGGCAUUGGAAUUGCUUCGGUGCAGCCGUAUAG
Molecule: messenger RNA, 843 nt
Organism: Symbiodinium pilosum
Lineage: Eukaryota; Dinophyceae; Suessiales; Symbiodiniaceae
Source: the annotation of a GenBank genome assembly